Molecule: messenger RNA, 531 nt
Organism: Fusarium tjaetaba
Lineage: Eukaryota; Fungi; Ascomycota; Sordariomycetes; Hypocreales; Nectriaceae
Exons: 4
Coding region: 1-531 (176 amino acids)
Source: RefSeq, a predicted model, not a curated record
AUGAUUCCGUACUAUAUCGUGCUGCAAGUCAUGCUUGCGUUGGGACUUGGUCUUGACAUGUGGUAUAUAACCGAUAAGCAGAUCAUACUGAUCUUCAAAUUAUUCAUCGUCAUCGAAGUUCUGUACUUGACAGCACUAGUCCUCGUCAAAGCAGCCAUCCUAUGCUUCUUCCUCCGAAUCUUCCCCGACCACAAAUUCAGAAUUGUAGUCAAGUGCACCAUGGUCUUCAACGCUCUGAUCUGGGUAGGAUUCUUCAUCUUUGUCUUCUUCCAGACCCAGCCAUUCUCACUAUUCUGGAACGGGUGGCAGCAGAAGAAGGGGCAUCUUAUUCUGACGGGGUUCACUAAUUUCACUCUGCCGCUUGCGGGGAUAAAUCUGGUGCUGGAUAUCUGGAUGCUCAUUCUGCCCAUGACGCAGCUCUGGGGGAUGGGGUUGAAGUUGAAGAAGAAACUCGGUGUGAUUAGCAUGUUCAGCGUUGGGAUAUUUAUAGUCUUACAAUUGUCGCUGCGAUUCGAGUUCGCGAACUUGUAG